AUGCCAAACACUAUCGAUCCAGCUCUUAGGCGAUUCGGUAGGUUUGACAGAGAAAUUGGCAUUGGUGUUCGUGAUGAGGUUGGCCCAUUGGAGGUUCUUUGCAUCCAUACUAAGAACAUGAAGCUAUCUGAUGAUGUUGAUUUGGAAAGGAUUGCUAAGGAUACUCAUGGCUAUGUUGGGGUUGACCUUGCUGCUUUAUGCACUGAAGCUGCUCUCCAGUGUAUCCGUGAAAAGAUGGACAUAAUUGAUCUAGAAGAUGAAUCAAUUGAUGCUGAGAUUCUCAAUUCUAUGUCUGUUACAAAUGAACACUUUAAGACUGCUUUGGGAUCUAGUAACCCAUCUGCCCUCCGUGAAACUGUUGUUGAAGUACCAAAUGUCAGCUGGGAUGAUAUUGGUGGGCUAGAAAAUGUCAAGAGGGAACUGCAAGAGGUAGUUUGCUGGAUAUGUUUGAGGUUUUAUGUCCACCAAGUGUGA
Molecule: messenger RNA, 474 nt
Organism: Zingiber officinale
Lineage: Eukaryota; Viridiplantae; Streptophyta; Magnoliopsida; Zingiberales; Zingiberaceae
Product: cell division cycle protein 48 homolog
Exons: 3
Coding region: 1-474 (157 amino acids)
Biological process (GO): autophagosome maturation; mitotic spindle disassembly; retrograde protein transport, ER to cytosol
Cellular component (GO): nucleus; VCP-NPL4-UFD1 AAA ATPase complex; cytosol
Molecular function (GO): polyubiquitin modification-dependent protein binding; ATP hydrolysis activity
Source: RefSeq, a predicted model, not a curated record